Messenger RNA from Ostreobium quekettii, 1272 nucleotides. The record is from the annotation of a GenBank genome assembly. NCBI's taxonomy places the organism in Eukaryota, Viridiplantae, Chlorophyta, Ulvophyceae, Bryopsidales, Ostreobiaceae.
AUGCGGCGCCAGAGGCUGGUCGCCGCGCGGGCGGCGGCGGCGGUGGGUCAGAAGACCGCGCCGUGGUUCAGCGGCGUGGAGGUGGAGAUGGCGCCGCCCGACCCGAUCCUGGGGAUCACGGAGGCCUUCAAGGCUGACGGUAGCGCCGACAAACUCAACCUGGGGGUGGGAGCCUACCGCACGGAGGAGCUGGCGCCGUACGUGUUGGAGGUCGUGAAGAAGGCUGAGGCCAAGAUGCUGGAGAAAGGGGAGAACAAGGAGUACCUGCCGAUCGACGGCCUGGCUGCGUUCAAGAAGGCGACCGUGGAGCUGCUGCUUGGCGCGGACAGCCCAGCGGUGAAGGAGGGCCGUGUUGCAACCAUCCAGUCGCUGUCUGGGACUGGUUCUCUGCGCGUUGCGGGCCAGUUUCUGUCCCGCUUCUGCUCUGGAAGGACACUGUACAUCUCCGAUCCCACAUGGGGCAACCACAAGGCAAUCUUCACUGAUGCGGGUGUGCCGUGGAAGACCUACCGGUACUUUGACCCUGAGACAGUGGGCCUGGACGAGGAGGGCAUGAUGGCAGACCUCAAGGCUGCGCCUGAAGGCUCAGUGGUGCUCUUGCAUGGUUGUGCUCACAACCCUACUGGAGUUGACCCCACAAAGGAGCAAUGGAAGCAGAUAUGCGAUCUGUGCCACGAGAGGCAGCUGCUGCCCUUUUUCGAUGUUGCAUACCAGGGCUUUGCAACAGGGUCCUUGGAGGAGGACGCCUUUGCCCCACGCUUGUUUGUGGAGGAGGGCCAUGACGUUAUUGUGUGCCAGUCAUACUCCAAGAAUCUGGGGCUGUAUGCUGAGCGCAUCGGAGCACUCAACAUCGUCGCUUCAGACAAAGACUCUGCUGCCCGCAUCCUGAGCCAGUUGAAGAAGAUCGCUCGGCCCAUGUACUCCAACCCGCCAGUCCACGGUGCUCGCAUCGUUACUGAGGUCAUUGGCAACAAGGACAUGUUCGAUGAGUGGAAGGGGGAGAUGGAAAUGAUGUCUGGCAGGAUCAUGACCGUGCGGGGAGAGCUGUACGACCACCUGACAAGGAUGGCACCUGAGAAGGACUGGUCCUUCGUGAAGAGACAGAUCGGCAUGUUUUCAUACACUGGCAUGACUCCAGAUCAGGUUGCAAACAUGACAGGGAAGCAUCACAUCUACAUGACCAAGGACGGCCGCAUCUCACUGGCGGGUCUGUCGUCGAGCAAGGCGGAGUACCUUGCUGCCGCCAUGGUGGACUCUGUGCGGAACUUCUGA